AUGGUCUCCUAUGAUGUCUUCACGCAAUGGGCUGCAUGUGCAAAAGUGAAGGAGGUAGCGGACAAGUUUGAGAAGUACGUGCUGGAUUCCGCUUGGUGGAAGGCAGCGGAUUUCUUUAGGAAGCUGAUGGAGCUACCAUACGUCACCAUGCGUCGGACAGACUCGGCGACGAAGGGAAUGAUGGCACACAUGUAUAACCUGAUGCUACAGCUUACGGAGGACAUGCGUGCAAUGUUGGAUGGUGAUCAGCAGCAACUGAGCGAGGAGGAUAAGGAGCACGUUGGGGAGUUUCUGAAAAGGAGGGCUCGCCGGAUCCGGCUAGGGUAUGAGAAAUGCCAUGACUUGGUGUUCGUGGCCCACAACUGGCUGGUGGUGCAUAAUGCGCACAAGCAUCCUGCUGAGGAGGAAGGGGCCGGGAUCAUUGAUGGCAACAUCUCGGACCCCUCGGUCCCGGGGGGGUACAUUCUGCAGGAGGAGGGGGGUGCGGAGGUGGGAUAA
This is a messenger RNA of Closterium sp. Naga37s-1, 498 nucleotides long. NCBI's taxonomy places the organism in Eukaryota, Viridiplantae, Streptophyta, Zygnematophyceae, Desmidiales, Closteriaceae. The record is from the annotation of a GenBank genome assembly.